This is a messenger RNA of Olea europaea var. sylvestris, 607 nucleotides long. RefSeq lists its product as uncharacterized. The transcript has 2 exons. The coding region runs from base 16 to 393 and encodes 125 amino acids. NCBI's taxonomy places the organism in Eukaryota, Viridiplantae, Streptophyta, Magnoliopsida, Lamiales, Oleaceae. The record is from RefSeq and is a predicted model, not a curated record.
UUCUCUGAAAUACUGAUGUUGCUGCAGGUUGGGAUAAUUGCCCUUCUCACCUUGACAGGAUUCACAGUCUUUCUGAUUUUCUUUGUUGCUGCUACCAUCAAUGCCAUUGUCAUUACUCUUCUUAUGUCCUUAGCAGCAGCAGGAGGAUUCUUGGCUCUUUUCUUUGCUUGUGUUGCUUCCAUUUAUAUUGGGGCAUUAAUGGUAUCCGUACUCGUCAUUUCUUCCGCAACAGUUUUAGCCAUCUUUGCCGUUGUUAUAGUUACAGGUUGGAUUGGAUUCUUUUGGAUGGUGUGGGUGGCAUCAAAGAAAAGCAUAGGCAUAGCCAAGCAUUCAGUAUACAUGACAGGAUCAGCACUUUCAGUGUAUUCUCCUGCUCAGCGCCAUCACGAGUAGAACAAAUCAGGCUCUAGAGAUGAUGUUUAGAUGGACUUCGCCGUGUAUGUGUUGUAACUUGGUUUUGUGUGUAUUAAAAUUGCCCUCUUUGACAGUACCAGAUGUAUCUUUAUGAUUUGUGUGCUAUGUAGCAUUGUUCAUUUUGAAAUAUCCUGUAUAAGACCAGUCGAUUCUUUAUAAAUAAAAUAAGCUUUUAAAUGUUAUGUGACCUUAA